AUGGAGGACGUUCAAGUUAGCGACACGCCUCCCGACCCGAGCCUCCUCCCCGAGGCUGGCAACGACCCGGCCGACCCGCUGCGCCCUGAGAUUGAAGAGGAGAACCAGGUGCCAAAUCCGCCCUUGGCGGCGCCCAACCAGGACAUGGAGUUGACGGACGGCGCCGAGAACGGCAUCGGCGAGGACGAAGAAAACAAAGGCCAGGAUGGCGGCGACGAGUCAGAGCUGUCCGACGUGGAUGAGGCGCAGUUUGAGGAGUUCGACCCGGACGCAGUGCACAUUCCUGUCGCGGUGGACGAGAGCAACGUCGGCCUGAUCGGCGUGCACAAGCGCAAGCGCGCGGAUGGCGAGGGUGAGGGUGGCAGAAAGAAGAAGAAGGAGGGCCGCAGAGAGAAGCCUAGGAAGGGUAGGAAGAGGAGAGAGGAUGAGGUGUCUGGUGGUGAUGCAGAGGCCGGCGGCGACGAGCGGAGGAGCAGCAGGAGAAAGAAGCCGGAGAAGGUGGUGGUGGAGGAGGAUGAGAGCAAUUUGACGCCAAUGGAGCGUCGCAAGCGUGCUCUCGACAGAGCCAUGGACGAGGCGCUGAAGGCCGGAAAGCGCACCAGGAGAAAGAAGGAUGGCAUUGACCUCGAUGCCAUGGCCGAUGCCGAAAUCGAAGAGAUGCGGCGCAGGAUGACCGAAGCCGCGCAGGCCGACAACGAAGGCCGUGAGCGCGGCAUGCCGGCCUCCAACAAGCUCAAGAUCUUGCCGGAAGUAGUUGCGCUGCUGAACCGCAACAGCAUCCAGAACUCGCUUGUGGAUCCCGACAUCAACCUCCUGCAGGCAGUGCGCUUCUUCCUGGAGCCGCUCAAUGACGGCUCGCUGCCGGCGUACAACAUCCAGCGCGAGCUGUUCACCGCGCUGACCAAGCUGCCCAUCACUAAAGACUCGCUGAUUGCAUCGGGAAUCGGCAAGGUCGUCAACUUCUACACCAAGAGCAACCGCCCCGAGCCCGGCAUCAAGCGCACAGCCGAGAAGCUCAUGGGCGACUGGACGCGCCCCAUCCUCAAGCGCACCGACGACUACCGCAAGAUGGAGCGCCCCGAAGCGCACUACGACCCGAGCCGCAUCCCCGCCCGCGCCGUCGCGCAGCCCUCGGCCGCAUCCACCCAGGCCGCCGCCCGCGCCAAGGCUCUCGCGCCCCCGGACCGCGGCCGCGCCCGCCACGAGGGCGAGCUCCGCUCGUACACUAUCGCGCCGAAGAGCAACAUUGUCGUGCCGGACGUGCAGCAGACGCGCGGCGCGGGGUCGAGCGAGACGGCGAAGAGGCUCAAGCUGGGGCGUGCGGGUGGUGGGCGUCGUUAG
This is a messenger RNA of Aplosporella prunicola CBS 121167, 1341 nucleotides long. RefSeq lists its product as uncharacterized. Gene Ontology annotation, cellular component: nucleus. Gene Ontology annotation, biological process: poly(A)+ mRNA export from nucleus. The transcript is spliced from 3 exons. Lineage: Eukaryota; Fungi; Ascomycota; Dothideomycetes; Botryosphaeriales; Aplosporellaceae. The record is from RefSeq and is a predicted model, not a curated record. The coding region runs from base 1 to 1341 and encodes 446 amino acids.